Molecule: messenger RNA, 7755 nt
Organism: Cervus elaphus (red deer)
Lineage: Eukaryota; Metazoa; Chordata; Mammalia; Artiodactyla; Cervidae
Product: zinc finger protein 14 homolog
Exons: 5
Coding region: 2215-3816 (533 amino acids)
Biological process (GO): protein lipoylation; negative regulation of transcription by RNA polymerase II; glycine decarboxylation via glycine cleavage system
Cellular component (GO): mitochondrion; cytoplasm; glycine cleavage complex
Molecular function (GO): DNA-binding transcription repressor activity, RNA polymerase II-specific
Source: RefSeq, a predicted model, not a curated record
GUGCACUGAGGAAAUGGGCGCGGGGGCGGCGCGGGGGCGGCGCGGUCUCUGUGUGCACCCGGCUGCCGUGACUGUGUAGUUUGUGACGCUACCCGGACACUGGGUGCUCCGAUGCGUCCUCUGUCCUCCUGCUUCAGGGCCGCGUGGAUGCAGCGGCCCAGAAUGGCUCCGAGUGAGAUUUACGAACCCCACAGUGAAGGCCUGUAACAAAAAGACGCAGAACAACAGCUCUCAGAACCACAGCUUAAUCAGAGCUCCCUCCCAAGGCAGCGCUCUUGAACUCGGAGACCGCUUCCAGCCCUGGCCGUUGUACUCUGGCCAUUCUCUCCGAUGCCGGGAAGGCACAGCUUCACCCCAGGCUCCCUCUUAUUUCCAUCGGAUAGUGUGUGUGAUGGAUGGUGGGAGCGAGGGUCGUAGCAGGGGUGUGUCCUUAGUCUGGCCUGGCUGAGCUCGGGAAAAAGGCUCACUGCGUCGAUUCCCGUCACCGUCCCCCAAUCUUUAGAAAGGAGGAAAUCUAUAUGAUGUUUCCUCUUUGUUCCAUGAAGUGUAAUUUUAAUUUUUUUCCUAGACCCGGGGACAUUUGCUUCUGUGAAAGAAGUAAAAAAUAGGUCAGACUAAGACAAAAAGCAAUCCUGCUGUUAAUCUGGUUGAGAGAGAAAAGACAAACUAACUACACCGUUAAUAGAAAACGUUACUACUGCGCAGGUCACGCAGCAGUUGUAAAAUGCCAUAAAGACUCCCUUUUUGAGAGCUUAUAGCUUUCUUCCCAGUGUUGCUCCAGACCUGCUGCUCUGUUUUUAUUUUAUUUUGGGGGAUAGCCGCUUGCUAAAUUACCCUCACUUCACUAAUAGCCCUCAAUCCCCAGUUAGUCCCUGCCUAUCUUGUUCUCCCACUUCAGUAGCAGCGGUCAUUCCAGAAUGGUUCCCCACAGCCUCAGAAUCCUUCAGCUGGAGCACAACUGUUUACAAAGGAGCUUUUCUUAUCCCUCUCUUCUGUCACAUUCCAAUGAAUUUCUUCCCUCUCUUGAAUCAGUCCUAUUUUAUUGGACUCUGCAGGCUUAUUCCAGGUAGUCUUUAGCUGGUUAGGCUUUAACAACCAGCUGAAAUAUCCUACCCAUUGGCCUGGUAUUUUGUCCUUCCUUCCCAGUGAAUGAUGGAGAAGAUGAGGGUAGAACCCUGACUCCUACCAACGGUAGCCUCUCCUCUCCAUUGGCUAUUCAGAUGAACACUUGGCAGUCAUUUAAUUCCGCCUGUGAGCGGUUGCUUUCUAAUAAUUUAAGUGAUCUGCAGGUCAUACAGGGAGGCUAACUGCAUAGCAUUAUUUUAGGCUGUCAUUUAUUGAGAAGAUUACAGUUUAGUUGGAAUCAUACCCUAGAUGUCCUUGGUCUUUUCCACUGCCCUGAGGUCAAAGCAGGAAAAGAUAGGAGAAUGUUUGAUUGGUGACAAAGUCUUAGCUUUUCAGGCCUUUAGGAGUGGCAAGGUGAUAGAUUUUUAAUAGAGAAAUCUGUGUUAAGAAGAGAAGGGAAAUAUUAGUAGGAAGGAAGGAAAACAUUAGUAUAGAAAUUUGAUGAGUGAUUUGAGGUUUUUGACAGCGUGUGUGUGUUUCAGGUCACAUAUUUAUGUGGUCUUAUGAAAGGGAGUUUAGUGUAGGGGCAGUAUUAUGAGUCAUGGAGCUGAAUUAUCUGGAUUCUAAUCCUAACUUGCCAAUUAGAACUGGGUGAAGUUGGGGCAGUUCAUUUCAUCUCUUUGCACCACUAUUCCUUCAUCUGUAGAAGGAUAAUAACAGAACCUACUGCAUAGGAUUGCUAUGAAAAGGUGAAUUAACAUACGUAAAGUCCUCGGAUAAUGCUUGACACAUAAAUGCUCAAUAGAUUUAGUUGUUGUUAUUAAAUUGUAAUUCCAUGUUUUUCCUCAUCACCCAGAUCCAAAAAUUAUGAGGAUUUUGCCACGUGUGCUUCAUCCAUCUUCAUGCUGUCUGUCCUUUUGUUAAUUGUUGUUAAUCAAGAGGAAUUGCCUACCAACCUGAAGUUUUGAAAUUUAUUAGCAUUAUGAGGAAGAGUGGGGCUGAGAAGCUCAAAUUUUUUGUGGAAGAAUAAAGAAAGAGCAGAAGAGAAUUUUCUUUAAUAAUUGUGGGAAGGAAUCUGGCUUAUCUGAACUCUGCAGAUCUCUAACAGAAAUCUUGAAAAGGACUGACCAGUGCUUGCAGUUCGAAACAAUGGCCCAUGGUUCAGUGACUUUCAGAGAUGUGGCCAUUGACUUCUCACAGGAAGAAUGGGAAUUCUUGGACUCAGCACAGAGGGACUUAUACAGAGAUGUGAUGUGGGAGAAUUACAGCAACUUCAUCUCUCUAGCAGGACCUUCCAUGUCUAAGCCAGAUGUGAUUACCUUAUUGGAUGAAGGGAAGGAGCCCUGGAUGGUUGUGAGAGAAGGAACAGGAAGACAUCACCCUGACUUGGAGUCCAGAUACAGUGCCAAUAUUUUAUCUCCAGAAAAGGACAUUUAUGAAAUAUAUUCAUUCCAGUGGGAGAUAAUGGAAAGAAUUAAAAGCUAUAGCCUUCAGGACUCCAUUUUCAGAAGUGAUUGGGAAUGCAAAAGCAAAAUUGAGGGGCAAAAGGAACCACAAGAGGGAUAUUUUGGGCAAGUGAAAAUUGCUUCUGAAAAAAUGACCACUUACAAAAAGCAUAAUCUUCUUGCUGAAUAUCAGAGAGUUCAUAAUGGAGAAAAGUUAUAUGAAUGUAAGGUAUGUAGGAAGACCUUUAUUCGUCGUUCAACACUUAGUCAACACCUGAGAAUUCAUACUGGUGAGAAACCUUACAAAUGUAAGGAAUGUGGGCAGGCCUUUAGACAGCGUGCACACCUUAUCAGACAUCACAAACUUCAUACUGGUGAGAAACCCUAUGAAUGCAAAGAAUGUGGGAAGGCCUUUACAGUCCUCCAAGAACUGACUCAGCAUCAGAGACUUCAUACUGGUGAAAAGCCCUAUGAAUGUAAGGAAUGUGGAAAGGCCUUUAGAGUACAUCAGCAGCUCGCUAGACAUCAGAGAAUUCACACUGGCGAGAAGCCCUAUGAAUGUAAGGCAUGUGGGAAGACCUUUAGGCAAUGUACACACCUUACUCGACAUCAAAGACUUCAUACUUCCGAGAAGCUCUAUGAAUGUAAGGAAUGUGGGAAAGCCUUCGUAUGCGGUCCAGACCUUAGAAUACAUCAGAAAAUACAUUUUGGGGAGAAACCCUAUGAAUGUAAGGAAUGUGGAAAGGCUUUUAGGAUAUGCCAACAGCUUACUGUCCAUCAGAGUAUUCAUACUGGUGAGAAACCCUAUGAAUGUAAGGAAUGUGGGAAGACUUUUAGAUUAAGGCAACAACUUGUUCGCCAUCAGAGAAUUCAUACUCGUGAGAAACCCUAUGAAUGUAUGGAGUGUUGGAAGACCUUUAGUAGUUACUCACAACUUAUUUCCCAUCAGAGCAUUCAUAUUGGUGAGAGACCUUAUGAAUGUGAAGAAUGUGGGAAGGCAUUUAGACUACUGUCACAACUUACUCAACAUCAGAGUAUUCAUACUGGUGAGAAACCUUAUGAAUGUAAAGAAUGUAGAAAACCUUUUAGACUGCUCUCACAACUUACUCAACAUCAGAGUAUUCAUACUGGAGAGAAACCUUAUGAAUGUAAGGAAUGUGGUAAAGCUUUUAGACUUUAUUCUUUUCUUACUCAACAUCAGAGAAUUCAUACUGGUGAGAAACCCUACAAAUGUAAGGAAUGUAAGAAGGCCUUUAGACAACAUUCACACCUUACUCAACAUCAGAAAAUUCAUAAUGUAAUUUAAUACAAGGCUUCCAAAUGCACGUUAUGUUACAGAACAGAAAAUUCAUUUUUGAGAGAAUUUGUUUGAUGCUCAUCAUUUAGCAUAAAAAGUUUAUAUUACAGAAAAAAAUGUUGCUUUAAUGGUUGCUUCCACCACCAUUCAAGCAUUGUCUUCAGCAUAUUCAUAUGAGAAAGUAAUAUAAUGAAUGCAGGAAAAUCUUUAGCCUUAUCUAUCUUUAUUGCCAUUUGACCACUGUAUUACCAGUGUAUUAUUGGAUAGGUACUUAAAUUUCUGUGCCUCAUUUUGCUCACUUGUAAAAUGGUGAUAGUAGUAUCUAUGAAUAUUAGCUAUUUAUUGCUGCAUAAUAAAAUACCACAAACUUAGCAGCUUAAAAUAAUAUACAUUUAUUAUCUCAGUUUCUAUGGGUCAGGAGUCAAGGCAUAACUUAGUUGGGUCCUCUGCUUCAGGGCCUCUCACAAGGCUAAAAUCAAGGUUUCAACCAUGACUGAGUCUCAUCUGAAGGCUCAACUGGGGAAGAGAUCCACUUCUAACCUCACAUGGUUGUUGGCCAAAUUAAUUUUCUGAGGGCUGUUGCACUGAGGUCUUCAGAUUCUAGCUGGCUGUUGGCUGAAGGCUGACUUCAGUCAGGUCCUUGCUACAUGAGCCUCUUCAGCAUAACUGCUUGCUUCAUCAGAGAAUGCAAUCCAAGAAAGCAAGAGUCUGCUAGCAUCAAAGAAGCUAUCAUCUUGUGUUUCUAAUAAUUGAAAUAACAUUAUUUCAUUACCUUUUUACCUUCUAUUGCUUGGAAGCAAGAAACUAGGCUGCCCUGUACUCAAGGGAACAGGCUUAUAGAAGAGUAUGAAUCCCAGGAGGAAGGGAUCACUGGGGCCAAUUCAGAGUCAGCCUGCUGUAUCAUUGUGAGGAUUGAGUAGUUAAUACUUGGAAAAACAGCAGCCAUAUAGCAUGUUUUCUGUAAAUAUUAUCUAUAGUUGUUAUUAACAUCAUUAGUGUUAGUGAAUUCAUAUGAAAGGAAGAUCCUAUAGAAGUAAUAAAUGUAGAAAUGCCUUCUGUCACUGCUCAGUACUUACUAAAUUUAAGAUUAUUCUGGAUAAAAUCUAGAAGGUUAUAUUGAAUGCAGGAAGUUCUUCAUCAGUUGAGCUGCAUCACAAAUUUCAUGCUGAAAAGAAAACCUGAUGAAUUUCAUGCAUAUGAGAUUAAGAAUAUAGUGGUUGAAGAAGCAAAGAGAAAUAUGAAAUUGUUUUCCGAUAAUAAAUUACAAGGUAAAUGUUUUAUAAUCUGUAUUCUCUGACCGCCACUCAAGAUUAAUUAGAAAGUAUCCAAAAGAUGGCAAAAAAGAAAUUAACCACUUGGAAAUAUAAUUGUGUAUGUGUGUGUGUAUAUGUUACUCUUGUAGAAAGAAAGAAAAUAUUCCAUUACAACUAGUAAACUUUUUGAUGCUCAUAGUAUCCCAUCUUCAACCAGUAGGAGUUGGGUUUUUUGACAUGACCCCAGUUGCAGUUUGAUAGUUUACUUGGUUAUGGCUGCCUAAUUUGGUCAGCUUAGGAAGAUGCUUGGGUAUCAGUUCAUUCUGAAAACUAAUAAAUAAAGGGGAAAGUAUUUAUUUUGCUUUUUCCAUGUGAAUCAGGUCUCAGGGUUACCCAAAACUCAUCAAACUAAAACUUUUUUUAAUUUAAUAAAUCUUACCAGUAAAUACAGAAAAAAAAUUGAUAUUUGGAUUAGAAAAAUCAUUUUCUAGUUCCUAAUUUAAAGAAUAAUGUCCAGAAAGUGAUCUUCAAGGGAUAUUAAAACUAUUUGGGGAAAGAGUUUAUAGUGAGAACUUUAUAUUGGAUUUAUCAAGCUGACCAUCUUUAAGCCCUCUGGCUGAUUUUAACAUCUAUAAAAGUGGAACUGUCAGACAGUAUGCACCUCCUGGUAUAAUGCAGUUAGGAAGUACAUGUCACUACUAUGAAGUUUUCUUGCCAAAAUAAUGAACAGAAGAAAUCAAACUUUCAAAUCAAAAAAUUUUUUAAACCCAAGAAUUUGAGAAAUAGAUGAACAAAGUAAAUGAUACCACAGGAAGCAGCCAAGCAGAUCCAGAAUGUAUAAAAUUCCCAAAACAAUUCCCAAAAUUGACCUGAUUUCUUCAACUAUUGAGUGGCGUGAAAAAAGAAGGGCACUGUUACCAGAUUUUUAAAAAAGACUGGAGGCACAUCAACUAAAUUCAAUAUGUGGGCAUUAUUUGAACCCAGAUUGAAUAAAGUGUAAAAAGACAUUUUGGAGACUGGGGAAAAUGUGGACAUGCACUGAGUAUUAAGUGAUUUUUAGAAAUACUAGUUUUGUUGUUUAGUUACUAAGUUGUAUCCAUGGACUGUAGCCCACCAGGCUUCUCUGUCCAUGGGAUUUCCCAGACAAGAAUACUGGAGUGAGUUGCCAUUUCCUUUUCCAGGGGAUCUUCCCAACCCAGGGGUCAAACUUGAAUCUCUCGGGUCUCCUGCAUUGGCAGGUGGGUUCUGUACCACUGGCGCCAUUCAGGAAGCAUGAUAAUAAUAUCAAUGUGGUUAUUAAAAAAUAAAAGAUUUUAUGAUUGGAAAUAAACAUAUAGGAAAUGGUAAGAUACCCAGAUUGUAUUAAAAUAUUCAAGCAAAAGAAAAAUUGGCAAAGAGAGCUAUAAAGUAUCAAUAGACUGAUAAAAUGUUAAUAAUUACUGAAGUAGAAUGGUUGUUUAUGGGGGGUUCAUUGUUCUAAUAUUUUUACUUUUUUAUGUGUUUGGAAGUUUCAAUAAUAAAAUAUUUAAAAUCAAAACAGACUAUACACUGCUUCAGAAAUCAUUGUUAAUAAGAUGCCUGCAUAUAUGAACUUGUCAGAUGUCACCAAAGUUCUGUUCAGUGAGGAACUUAUGCCCCUGAAUGCAUUAAGGAAAUCUUGUUUGUAGGCCUAGGCUUCAUCUUCACUUUUCCACAGCCAUCAAAGCUGGGCCUGUCACAUGGAUAAAUGUGUUAAAGGAAUGAGUAAACCUUUAUGUCAAGAAACCAGGAAAGGAACAAAGUAAAACCAACAGAAGAGAAGCAAAGUAAAUUUAAAAUUAGAAAUUAAGGGGUUAGAUACUAUUAGACUUAAUCCAGUCUUAAUGACUAUAUCUUGGCAAGUCUAAUCAAUGAAAAGAAAAUGAAAUAUGAAACAGCAUUAAUGAUGACAAAAGGGACAUUACUACAGAUUAUCAAUAAUUUUUUCUUUUAAUUCUAAGGUAACACUAUUUGUAUGUACAAUAUGUAUUCCAAUAUAUGUCAAAAGAGGGAUUGCAUUUUCAUCUUUUAAGAAUGUUAUCACAACUGACUGUGCUCUAGAACCCAAACAGACCAACAAAUAAAUGUGUGUGUAUGAAGUUCCUGUUGAAGGAAAAAAAUCUGAUAGUUGCAUAGGUGAAAGUCUUAAGAAACAGAUAAUCCUUAACAGGAUUUUAGCAAUUAAUUUUGCACAAGUAAAAUAGUCCUGAUAUAAAACUAGAUGCGGAUAACUCUUAAAGAGCAAAAUCUAGACCAGCUUCAUUUAUGAAAAGUCUAUUAAUUCUAAAUAGUUAGAUUUAGAAUUUAUUACAAAAUCAGUCUUCAUUAAUAGGUUAGUGUUUUGCCUUUUCCAAGCACAAAAUAUCUCCAGAAGGCCUGUGUUUAACCUAGCACAAGACCUUAACCCAACAUUCUCCACAAGUUUGUUUCAGGGAUACUAAUCCAUGAGGAUAUUUGGGGGAAAAAGGUAUUGUGGGGAAAAUCAUGAAUGAAACAAAGGAUAAAAUAUCUAUUUUGGGGGAGAAAUCCAAGUACUUCUUACCAGCUUGUUAAAAGAUGUAUUCAAGAUGUAUUUUCAUUUAACACAGUGUAUCUCAAAUUUACUUCACUGUGCAAUUCUCUCACUCCAAAUAUCUCUUAACACCUUUAGAGUGUGAACCAUUUUAGUAGAUGUUAC